This is a messenger RNA of Coprinopsis cinerea okayama7#130, 1116 nucleotides long. RefSeq names its product oxaloacetate acetylhydrolase. NCBI's taxonomy places the organism in Eukaryota, Fungi, Basidiomycota, Agaricomycetes, Agaricales, Psathyrellaceae. Gene Ontology annotation, molecular function: catalytic activity. The record is from RefSeq and is a predicted model, not a curated record. The transcript has 9 exons. The coding region runs from base 1 to 1116 and encodes 371 amino acids.
AUGUCGCCCUCCAUCGACUUCUUCCCCCAUAUUGAGGAGGCUUCUUCAUCUUCUGCGCCGUCGUUUAUGUCCGUGUCGAUACCAAAGGACGACGCGCCGGAUGCCUUCAGGGACACACCAUCGCCUAGCCCGUCUCCCACACUUCCGACGACCUCAUUAGAUGGAGUCUACUAUAAUGCUCGUCUGGAUCCUAAAAACUUUCUGCAUGGGCCUCUGUCACCCAACCCUGCUACGCGACUGAGGCAAAUGUUGGCGAGGCCCGGUAUCGUGGUUGCUCCUGGCAUUUGCGACGGAAUCAGCGCCCGAUGCGCCAUUGAGGCCGGGUUCACAUGUUUGUAUCAGAGUGGAGCUGCUACCACUGCCUCUCGUCUGGGUCAGCCUGACCUGGCUAUCGCCACUCUAAAUGACUUCGUCGGCGCUGCCCAGAUGGUAUGUAGUCUGGACCCCACCAUGCCCGUAAUCGCCGAUGCAGACACUGGCUUUGGUGGACCUGCUAUGAUCGCGCGAACUGUCACUCAAUAUGCAAGAGCUGGCGUGGCUGCGCUUCAUAUCGAGGAUCAAGUUCAAACCAAACGCUGUGGUCAUUUAUUGGGCAAACAGGUGGUCUCAAGGGAUGAGUUUGUCACUCGUGUCCGUGCAGCGGUCCUUGCUCGGGACUCAAUACCAGGCGGCUCCGAUUUUGUUAUCAUCGCUCGCACUGAUUCCGCUCAGGUCCUUGGCAUGGAGGAAGCAGUAUAUCGACUGAAGCUCGCCGCUGAUGUCGGUGCCGAUGUCUGCUUCAUCGAAGGCGUGAAAACGAAGGAGCUCUUGGAGUCGACGGUUGCCGCCUUGGCUCCUAAACCCGUUCUCGUCAACGUUAUUUCUGGUGGAUUGACACCAUCGUUUACCACCCUCGAAGCAGAGCAAAUGGGAGCUAAGAUUAUCAUCUUCUCUCUCGUUUCCAGCGUCGCAAUGGUACAUGCUUGCCGCAAUGCGAUGCAGCUUUUGAAAAAGACAGGGACAGACUUUACCUCUGCUCAGGGCAUGGACCCUAAAGCCUUCUUCGAAGUAAUGGGUUUGAAUGAGGUCGUUGAGUUCGAUGCUAAAGCGGGAGGAAAUGCCUUCGCCACGAUCUAA